AUGGCUUCGAGUAAGGAGGUGAACACAACAAUGGGAGACAUGGAGAUUAUAAUGCCUACGAGUGUAUCCAUGGAGAAGAUGCAGGCCAAGUUGAUGAUGAUGAGAAUGGGAUUAUAUGUAUCAAUGGAGGAAGAUGGAGGUGAAGUAGAUGAUGAUGAUGAGAAUAACCAAUUCAAAAUAUCUCAAGUUUUAGGACAUUCAUCUGAAAUUACAUUAAAGAGAUCACAGGUUAAGGUUGAAAACAAGAUCAGAGGUCGUAAGCAUUGGGGUUACAUCUCUGGAAAGAAGGUCGCACCUGCAACGAAAACCUCUGAUGAAUAUGAAACUUGGGAAGAUGAGAAUUGUUUGGUCAAGUCUUGGCUUCUGGAUGCAAUGACAAAAGAUGUUAAGUCGCUUUUCAUCCGGUUACCUACACCCAAGAAGAUCUGGGAAUCGGUCAAGGAGACUUACUUUGUCAAUCAAGAUGCAUCAAAGGCAUAUCAGCUUUAUUGUGAGGUAAUAUCUAUUAAACAAGAUGGUGGAUCCGUUGUUACUUACUUUGCAAAAUUACAGAAACUGUGGCAGGAAAUUGAUGCGAUUGAAGAUUGUACCAUGGUGUGCAAUAAAGAUGUUGAGACAUAUACCAACAAACUGAAUGCGCAACGUGUAUACAUAUUCCUAGCAGGACUUGAUUCACACUUGGAUGGGGUACGUGGUUGA
Molecule: messenger RNA, 699 nt
Organism: Medicago truncatula (barrel medic)
Lineage: Eukaryota; Viridiplantae; Streptophyta; Magnoliopsida; Fabales; Fabaceae
Exons: 2
Coding region: 1-699 (232 amino acids)
Source: RefSeq, a predicted model, not a curated record